Molecule: messenger RNA, 1368 nt
Organism: Chaetomium strumarium
Lineage: Eukaryota; Fungi; Ascomycota; Sordariomycetes; Sordariales; Chaetomiaceae
Product: NAD dependent epimerase/dehydratase family protein
Exons: 1
Coding region: 136-1236 (366 amino acids)
Molecular function (GO): dTDP-glucose 4,6-dehydratase activity
Source: RefSeq, a predicted model, not a curated record
CCAAAUUUUCCUAGCGGCGGUGACUCACCCAAUGCCAAUCACAGAGGACGGACCAUAUAUAGGCGACCGCUCGACACUUCCCCUAACACGUUCGAUACGCGUCCCUCCAAUUGAUUUCACCAUUCUCCCCUGACCAUGUCGAAGCCCACCGUCCUCGUUACGGGCUCAGCCGGGCACCUCGGCAAAGCGCUGAUGCUCGCGCUGCCCGACCUAGGCUACACCCCCAUCGGCAUCGACAUCAACGCUAGCCCGACCACCACCUUCGUCGGCUCCAUCACCGACACGGCCUUCCUCUCCCAGAUCUUUUCCACCCACUCCAUUUCCCACGUCAUCCACGCCGCGACGCUGCACAAGCCGCAUGUCGGCUCGCACUCCAAGAACGAUUUCAUCCAGACCAACAUCGCCGGCACCCUCGCCCUGCUCGAGGCCGCUUCCUCCUCCUCCUCCUCCUCCUCCUCCUCCUCCUUCUCUGAUGAGAACGUGGGUAAAACCAAACCAAAAACAGUAGAAUCCUUCAUCUACAUCUCAACCACCUCCACCUUCGGCUCCGCCCUCUCCCCCUCGCGAGGCCAGCCCGCGGCGUGGAUCGACGAGUCUGUCGUGCCGGUGCCGAAGAACAUCUAUGGCGUCACCAAGACGGCCGCGGAGGACGUGUGCCGCCUGGUGCACAGGGAGACCGGCCUGCCUGUGAUUGUGCUGCGCACGAGCCGGUUCUUCCCGGAGGAGGACGACGACGAGGAGCGCAGGUCGGCCAUGGAGGGGGAGAACCUGAAGGUGUUGGAGCUCGCGUAUCGCAGGGUCGAUAUCGCCGAUGUGGUUUCUGCGUGUGUCUGUGCGAUGGAGAGGGCGGCGCGUCAUACUAAUACUAAGGGGCAGGUGAGGUGGGGGAAGUAUAUCAUUAGUGCGCCGACGCCGUUUGGGAGGGAUGCAGAGACGCUGCGGGGGUUGGAUGAGGAUGCUGCCGAGGUGUUUAAGAAGGCUGUGCUUGGGUGUGUGGGGGUGUUUGAGCGGAAGGGGUGGAGGUUUUUGGACAGGCUGGAUCGGGUGUAUGAUUCCACGCGGGCGGUCGAGGAGCUGGGGUGGAAGCCGGAGUACACGUUUGAGAAGGCGGUGGAGAAGGUCGGGAAGGGGGAGGAGUGGAGGAGUCCGUUGACGUUCAAGGUGGGCAAAUUGGGGUAUCAUGCCGUGCCCACCGGGGUGUACACCACCAGAGAAGAGGCGACGAUGACUGAGUGACAAUUCCCUUGGGGCCUGGUGCUAGUCGGCUGCAAUGGGCUUUAGGAUUGGAAUCAAUGCUUCAGUGAAGAGGGGCCGUGGUGUAAUAGAAUCAAACAGCAUCCGGAGAAGGAAGCGGAAGGACAAUUCACC